AUGCAUGGACGUUAUCAUGGCAAGAACAAUCAGGAACUCGUACAACAUCUGAAACGAAGCAGGAUGAUUAAAUCUGACAGAGUGUUUGAAGCAAUGAGUUCUGUGGACAGAGGAAAAUAUACUCAUCCCAGUCAUGCUUAUGUAGACUCUCCACAAGGAAUUGGUUAUGGUGUUACCAUUAGUGCUCCUCAUAUGCAUGCAUAUGCCCUGGAAUUGCUUGAAGAAAAACUUCGUAAUGGUGGCAAAGCACUGGACGUUGGCUCUGGAUCAGGAUACUUGACAGCAUGCAUGGCUAUCAUGAUGGGACCAAAUGGUUUGGCUGUUGGGAUUGAUCAUAUUCCUGAAUUGCGAGCAAUGGCUGAAGAAAACAUUCGCCACGAUCACCCGGAACUCUUACGUGAUGGACGUGUGGAAUUAGUCGUUGGCGAUGGAAGAUUGGGCUAUCCUGAUCGCGGUCCGUACGAUGCUAUACAUGUGGGAGCAGCGGCUAAAGAAUUGCCACUACCGUUGAUAAGUCAAUUAGCACCCGGCGGGCGUUUAAUAUUACCGAUGGGCCCUGAGAACUCUGACCAGGUCUUAGUGCAAAUCGACAAAACUAUGGACGGCAAAAUCGAACGACGAUCUUUGAUGAGUGUGGUCUUCGUGCCAUUGACUGACAAGGAACGACAGUAUCGUCGAUCAUGAGAUAUGUGUUUGCUGCAAUAAGUCAGCUUAUUUGUUUGUAAUGAAUAUUAUUUUAUUUUUUGAGUAACAUCGUAUAUAGAAGCAGCUCUGAUAGUCGUGCAAAAAUAUAUAUUAGAUUAAAAAGAGUAAAAAGAUAAUUGCAGUAAUUUGCAAGCACUAUAUAGAUCUGUACAAAUGCUUUUAUUGAGCAAUAUAAUGAUAAAGACAAAUUCAAGUUUAGCACGAAAAUAUUUUGAUAUGUUAAGAUUAAUUUUUACGACACUAUUAUUUUUAUUUAUUAUAAAAAGAUUAAAAGCAAUAUACUUCACUAUGGGCCUGGUCCAACAACUGCUACAAAUGUAAACUCCGCAGCGUUUUUCCCUCUUGUUCUAUUCCUCGGAUUCGAAUGAAGAAAGAGAAAGAAGUAAAAACAAGCUACAAAGCAUUUGCAGCGCUUGUUGAACCGUACCCUUUGACUUUCACUUGUAAGAGAUCUAGUUUUAUAUCUAAAUAUACAUACUGAUAUUGAUUGGUUAAAUUUUCUAGUCACUUUCAACUCUUUAAAGUAUAUGAAAAUAUGGUGCUGAAAUAAAAAUAAAUUAAAUCUGAGAUGGCUAUGAAAGGUACAGAUUAUAUAAUAUUAAUAUAAAAUUUUUCACCUAACUUGCUGAAGCUUAAGCAAAGUUUUUCUUUACAAAUAAAAACAAACAAAAAGAUUUCUAUUUUAACUUAAUAUAUUAUAACUUAAUAUAUCAUAUAUAUAAUAUAUAAUCUAUUAUUUGAUUGUAUAGCUUAUUAUUUACCUAAUUCAUAAUAAUCUCGCAUUAAUUUUUUCAAAAUACACUCAUUAAAUGCAGAAAAAUAUUACAUAAUUAAAUAUUUAUUGGUAAGGUACAUGAAAUUGUUUACAUGUAUAUACAAAGGAAAUUUAUUUCUUUAUGCACAGUGCUCAUCAUCUAUUUUCUCUCGUCAAGUGUAUUAUAUCUUCUAUUUCUUCAAAUGUAUAAGUGUUAUAUUAAAAAAUAUAUGUAACACAAGUGACUAGAAUUACACGUUACUAUAAAUACUUUGUGUAUUUAUGUUUCUUUUAUAUCCUAUAUACAUGUUGGAUAAUUGUUGUAAUCAUACAGUUUGUCUUAAAUUAUACAAAUACAUUGUAUUUUAUACGUUAUAUAAAGAUAUUAAAUCUA
Odontomachus brunneus is the source of this 1853-nucleotide messenger RNA. RefSeq names its product protein-L-isoaspartate(D-aspartate) O-methyltransferase-like. NCBI's taxonomy places the organism in Eukaryota, Metazoa, Arthropoda, Insecta, Hymenoptera, Formicidae. Gene Ontology annotation, biological process: protein modification process. Bases 1 to 684 code for a protein of 227 amino acids. The transcript is spliced from 5 exons. The record is from RefSeq and is a predicted model, not a curated record. Gene Ontology annotation, cellular component: cytoplasm. Gene Ontology annotation, molecular function: protein-L-isoaspartate (D-aspartate) O-methyltransferase activity.